ACCAGUUUACUCUUUGGGGGUUGACUGAUAAUUGAGCACGUACGUUAAGGAAAUGGAUUCUCUCCAUUUUCUGCAAUUUCUCCACUUCACCUGCCUGAAAUAAUUAGUCAAGGAUAACUCAACCACAAUUUUUUUUUAAUAAAAAAAAGGCCUUCUUAAACAUAUGUGAGAUUUAUGUUUAUUUGAGCCUAGCAUUAAUUCUUUUUUCAUUAAUUGGAUGACGAUAAAGUUUGUACUCGCGACCUUUACAUUAACAUGAUUUUGAUACCAGCUACCCUCUCUGCAUCCCCAAACCCCCUCCCCUCCCCCCUCCUCCGGGCCCUCUAUCAGUUACCAUUAAAUCUAUCCCUUUCCGCCCUAAACACGAUCAAUUUGAUCUGUUAAUCUUGUCUCACCCACAACCAAACGCCGCCGCCGCCGCCGCCGUCUGACAUAUGGGACAGCAGCAUUCCCCGAAGUCGGCCACCACGUCCCAUUCGUACAAACUCUUUGGCAUCAUCGCAAAAGUCACAUCCCUUGCCGAAAUCUACAAGGCGUUUGCAAGGAGAUUGCACCCCGUGGAGAGAAGCAGGUCCUAUUUCCGCCGCCCGGAAUCCAACUUCUUCUCCGCCAAUGACGCCUAUGGGGCUUCUCGUGCUCGAAGGAGGGAAGGGGAUUCCACACCGGAUUCGGACAAGAAAACACGGGAAAGGAGGAUGAAGCAAGAUGUGGAAGAAGAAGAAGAAGAAUUUGUGAUUUCAAGUCCCAAGUUGUUGUCUAGGACCACAAGCCGGAUCGCCCCAAAAUUGUCUAAAAGCUCCAGCGGAUGGAGUAGGGGCGGCACGCCUAUACCUGCAGAUUUGUAUGCACAUGUGCAAAGGUCAGCCUCAGUUUCCAGCACCACAACACCACCAUCUUUACUUUCCAAAACAAUGAGCCAAGCUAGGAGAAAGCCACCGCGUUUGGAGAAGAAGCUGAAAUGCACGCUUGAGGAGUUGUGCUAUGGAUGUACCAAAGAGGUCAAGAUUACAAGAGAGAUCAAUUCAAACUCCGGGCUAAUUCUUCAAGAAGAGGAGUACGUGACAAUCAAGGUGAAGCCGGGAUGGAGAAGAGGAACGAAGAUUACAUUUGAAAGAAAGGGAGAUGAGAGGAUGGGGACCCACCCAGAAGAUAUCAUCUUUGUGAUUGAGGAGAAGAAACACCCGGUGUUCAAGAGGGAAGGAGAUGAUUUGGAGAUAGGAGUUCAAAUCUCCUUAGCCCAAGCCCUCAUGGGAUGCACUAUUGAGGUACCCACAUUAGGAGGAGAGGAGAAGAUGGUUGUCAACUUGGACAACGAGAUCAUUUAUCCGGGGUUUGAGAAAACCAUCCCUGGACAAGGAAUGCCUAAAUACAAGGAGGGUCAAGCAGGCCGUCAACGAGGAGACCUUAGGCUCAAAUUUCUCAUUGCUUUUCCCACAGAUUUGAGUGAAGAGCAACGAUCACAAGUUGCCAGUAUACUGAAAGAAUGUUUUUAAGUUGGUGUUCAAAGUUUUGUUGCCGUAUUAUUGGUCUGUUUGGAUUUGUCUCCCUCCUAAUAAUACUAGGUGCAGGCU
Cuscuta campestris is the source of this 1571-nucleotide messenger RNA. The record is from the annotation of a GenBank genome assembly. NCBI's taxonomy places the organism in Eukaryota, Viridiplantae, Streptophyta, Magnoliopsida, Solanales, Convolvulaceae.